Messenger RNA from Dendronephthya gigantea, 3371 nucleotides. RefSeq names its product ABC transporter G family member 24-like. Bases 194 to 2935 code for a protein of 913 amino acids. The transcript has 17 exons. The record is from RefSeq and is a predicted model, not a curated record. Gene Ontology annotation, molecular function: ABC-type transporter activity; ATP binding; ATP hydrolysis activity. NCBI's taxonomy places the organism in Eukaryota, Metazoa, Cnidaria, Anthozoa, Malacalcyonacea, Nephtheidae.
UUAAUCAGGUAUAGAAAUCGACCAACAUACAACAAUUUUAGUCUCACAAAUGUGAUAUUAUGCCAAGGAACUUUGCUGUGUUCAGCACGAAUUUUUUGACAGGAUUCCGAAGUUUUCGAUUUAAUAGUGACCAGCUUGUACCAAUCAUGACCGUAUUUGUUUUGACAUUCAAACUAUUCAUGACUAAGUCCACAUGUCAUUCAUUACUUAUAGGAAAGAUUCCUUGCAUCAGCAAAUACUAGCAACGCAGACAAGAAGCGACAAUAUGAAAGGAAAAUCCGCUUUUGUUACACUGUUUGUCAUCCUAUCGAUACAAUGGAGCAUACAGGAAUCGUUGUGCGGCAAGGAGGCAAGAGCACCUCCAGGUGGAUGCUGCCCAAAGCGAUUUAUUGCAGAUUGUUGUCCGUUUGCGGGCGAUAAUGAGACAAUCCGCCCUUGUGAGGACCGCCCUACAUCCUCUGCAAGCUCCAGCAGGGGGGUUUUAGGUGGCCUGUCAUUUGACCCAAGGAUUGCGUGCGUCCAUUCCUGGAAUACUCAGGCAUGCGCAGGUGGAUUCUUCCUGAAUUCGACAACUAAGAAACCCCAACGCUGUCCACGUGGGUUCUUUUGCCCUCAUGAUUUUCUGUGCAUUAUUCCAUGUCCAUCCGGCGCCUAUUGCAUCCCCAAAAAGAAGCGUAAUGAAACCGAAAAAAUGAAAUGCAAGGGUUUCGGUGUUUGCUGUGGCAAGAACGACCCACCUCUUAUAAUGAAUAUAACAGGAGUGAAAAAAUGCAUUGGUAUUAAGGAUAAGAAUUGCGCGUGUGGUGGAACAUCAAAACCUGAGCCUUGUCCUGGUGGCUAUUACUGUCCAACAACUGAUGUUAAGAUUGAGUGUAGCUCCGGUCACUAUUGCCGUCCAGGAAGUGUUCAACCGGAUCCAUGUCCGUGGCUUACGGAUUGCGAUAGAGGAAGUUCAGCUCCAAUCGCCAACUUCAUUGCUCCUUUACUGAACCUCAUCGUCUUAAUCAUAUUCAUAUGUCUCGUUCUACUUUAUCGCAAUAAGCAAACGGUCAAAUUUUACUGGGGAUUAUACUUCGCCCCUCGUAAAGGAAGGGAACGCUCCUCAACGAGAAGCUUUCAUGUCAACGAAGGUAUAGCUCAUAGUACUAUCAAACUUGGAAACCUUGGAGACAUGGAUGAUACUGAUGAGGAUAUUAAGCCAAAGUCGUAUACAAUCGACAUCAGCUUUGAGAAUCUCGGUUUGACUUUGAAAACGGCAAAGGAUAAUGGUAAAGUUGUGUUAAGUGGAGUUACAGGUCAUAUAAAUUCCGGUGAAGUAACGGCUGUCAUGGGACCUUCCGGGGCUGGAAAAACAACAUUCCUCAACACGCUCAGUGGCAAGGCAUACUACGGGAAUGCCAGAGGGAAAAUAAUGUUUAACAACAAAUUGGUAAAAGGAGUAAAGAAACUCCGAACAAUCACCGGAUUCGUUCCUCAGGAGGACACGAUGCACAGGAAUUUGACAGUCCGUGAAAUUUUGUUUUAUCAAGCUAAGUUACGUUUACCUGAAGGAACCGAUUCUAACACCAUUGAUAAAAAGAUACAUCAGACACUCCAUAUUCUAGAAAUUUUGCAUGUAGCAGAUUCCCUUAUUGGCGACGAGGAAGCGCGAGGUAUUUCUGGUGGACAACGCAAAAGAGUAAACAUUGGAAUGGAGUUGAUUGCAGAUCCAACAUUGUUGUUCCUUGAUGAGCCUACAAGUGGCCUGGAUAGUACUUCAAGUUUAUCUGUGUUGAAGUCUUUGAGAGCUGUUGCUGAACAUGGCAAAUUAACAGUCUUGUGCGUGAUUCAUCAGCCUCGUUUCGAAAUAUUCGAAAUGUUUCACAACAUCUUGCUUCUCGGUAAAGGAGGUAAGACGGUCUAUCAAGGAACUGUGCCUGGUGCUGCCGACUAUUUCUCGUCUCUCGGCUUCAAAACUCCAGCUAAUGUCAACCCCGCUGACUUUUACAUGGAUGUAAUCGGAGGUUCGGUAAAUGAAAAGGACAUUGAUCUAUUUGAAGCCUGGAAUAAAAAUUCUGAUCAUGCUGAAGGAACUGCUUCUAAAGACCGAAAGGCUACAUUGUCCUGUUGUGGAGACGAGGUGACACGUGCGUUGCCCAACCCGUUCUGUCAAUUCUUAACGUUUACUCGACGAGAGUUUUUGCUCCAGUUGCGGUUGGUAAAAACAUUAUUCAUUGACGUUUUCCUCGUGUUCUUUGCUGGUGGUGUUCUUGGAGCAUUGUACCUGGAGGUGUCGUUGAGAAAAUUUACAGCCCUCACCCGUAUGAGUGGAAUGGCCAUAGGUCUGACAUCCAUGUUAUCAUCGUUAAGAUGUUUUGGAAAUCACAGAACUACGUUUUGGAGAGAAAGUGCCGCAGGAGUUAACCGCGUUAGUUAUUUUUUAGCAGUAAAUUUUGCCCAACUUCCAAUCUUGGCAUUGAUGCCGCUGGUGUAUCUCAGUUUACUUUACACUCUCACUUCACCCAGAUCCUACUUCGCAGCCCAUUAUGCCGGAGUUUUCUGUGCUCAAUUAUGCUGUUCUGGUAUUGGUUAUGCCAUUUCAACGAUAUUUAAUCCCAAGAGUUCUCAAAUGGCCUCAGUAGUUGUCGUUUUGGUCAUGGCCAUGGUGUCAGGUUCCUCUCCAACAUUGUGUAAACUUGAUGAAUUGAAAUUCUUUGGACCACUUGGUUAUAACCUAUCUUACAUCCGAUGGUUUGUUGAGGCCAUGUUCGAGAAAGAAGCUUUACGAUAUCCAGACGUUGUUCGACCAGUACGAGAUGCAAUUGCGUUCUCUGACCAUUAUACCUUGGAUGACAAUUAUGCUUUCUGUUUAGGAAUGAUACUUCUCAUGGCUGUAGUGUACCGCGUGAUUGCGUUGCUUUUCUUGCUUUUUACUAACCGUGGAAAGCAGCAAUAGAUUAAAAUAAUUUCGCAAAAAGCAUCAUAAAUUGUACCACAUAACAAAAAAUUUUUGGAAUGGUUUAAAAUAUUACGCGACAAAACAAAAAUCACGCAUAAAUUAUAUGAAGCUUCCUCAUAUUUUCAUAUUCAUGAAGCUAGUUCACAUUUUAUACUAAACUUUGUAUUUGUUUAUUAUUCAUUUCAAAAGAGAUCCACCAUUCAAUUUCAUAAAGAAAGAUGUAAUAUAAUCAUUAGCAUAGAGUAAAUAAUUCACCAUUAUACAAAUUAUUAAUAUCAUAUAGUUCGAGUAUAUUGAAUAUAUUAAAUGAUAAUGUUAUGGCCGGUGAUCGAAGAAUAUAGACUUGUUCUAGGUCGACUAUAGUCUAUUUAUUAUUCACUGUAUAUUAUAUAAUCUCCGUUUUGAUUGGUUAGCCAUCUACAAAUUUAUUAAU